This is a messenger RNA of Ostrinia furnacalis (Asian corn borer), 1977 nucleotides long. RefSeq lists its product as uncharacterized. The transcript has a single exon. The record is from RefSeq and is a predicted model, not a curated record. The coding region runs from base 28 to 1977 and encodes 649 amino acids. NCBI's taxonomy places the organism in Eukaryota, Metazoa, Arthropoda, Insecta, Lepidoptera, Crambidae.
GAUCCUGAAGUUACGGAUCCUGUAUCUAUGGAAAAUAAUGAAUCAUUUUCUUUAAUUGAUCAAUCCUCUAGUUCUAUGUUGACCGAACGUGAACCUGAUUUUAUUGCAACAGAGUCCACCAUACAUAUCAAUGACGAAAAUUUUGAACCAGAAAUACCAAACCGACAGAGCCGCAGACGGUUACGAGACGAAAGCUCAUGGAAAGUGAAUAAAAAUAAGAAGUUAAAAAAUUCCGGUAAACGGUAUCAUUCGAUAAAAACAAACAAAGAGAGAAGCGGUAAAGUUAUGGGUGAUCCAUGUACAUGUAAAAAUAAAUGCACUGAAAAGAUAGAUAACAUUGUAAGAAUGUCAGCAUUCGAAACCUAUUGGAAAUUGGGAGACCAUGAGCGUCAAUGGGACUUUAUUCUUAGAUAUGUUAAAACAAAACCCACACGUGUUGUAGUUCUAAACACUACAAGACCUCGAACACAAACCUUGAUAUAUUCAUUACCAGCGAGAAAUGGGAUUGAUCUAGUGACAGUUUGCAAAAAAAUGUUUUUGCAAACUUUAGAUAUAAAUGAUCGGACCGUAUUCACAGCCUUGCUGAAGCAACAAACUCAAACUAUCACUGAUCUACGAGGCCAUCACACAAACAGACAGAACAAAAUACCUCAGGAGACAACUCAAAGUGUGAUCGAUCAUAUAAAUUUGUUUCCCCGCAAAGAGUCUCAUUAUCUCCGAAAACAGACUCAAAGAGAGUAUUUGGAUGAAAAGCUGAAUUGUGCUAAAAUGUACAGGCUUUACGUGGAUUGGAUGAAAGACAAUCCAGCAUAUCUAAAUGUCAAGGCAGCAACGGAGCGUUGGUAUUAUCAUAUAUUCAGCACACAAUUUAAUAUAGGUUUUUUUAAGCCUAAAAAGGAUAGGUGCGAGACAUGCAGUUUAUACGAAGAGGCUGACUCAGAAAGAAAAGAACAAUUAAAAACAGAUUACGAACUACACCUUAAGAAUAAAGAGCUUAUUAGACAAAUUAAAGACGAGGAAAAGAAAACAUCAGAUGCAACAACAAAAACAGUUGCGUGUUUCGAUUUGGAAAAGGUGUUGAGCUUGCCUCAGUCAGAGGUCGGAAUAUUUCAUUACAAGCGAAAAUAUCCGGUCUACAACUUCACUAUUUAUAACAUAUUGACUAAAAGUGGCUACUGUUAUGUUUGGCAUGCCACAAUUGCAAAACGAGGGGCAAACGAGAUAGCUAGCUGUUUGUGGAGCUAUUUGCAAGAUGAAGCAGAUAAAGGGAUCACAGAAGUGUCUUUUUAUUCUGAUAAUUGCAGCGGGCAAAAUAGAAAUCGAUUUGUGUUUGCAUUAUAUGUUCAUGCAUCCAUAACAUUAAAGCUAAAAAUCACUCACAGAUUUUUGCAAAAAGGUCACACCCAAAAUGAGGGUGACUCCAUGCAUUCCUGCAUUGAAAAAAGUAAAAAAAAUCAUGUAUUGUAUGUACCUGAUGAAAUUUACGCAAUUAUCAGAAAUGCUAAAGUACAAGGACAGAGAUAUAAUGUCAAAGAGAUGAGACAAGAUAAUUUUUUGGAUUUUAAAAAACUAAUAACCACUAAUAAUAAUUGGGCAAAGGACAUGUCUGGAGGAAAAAUUCACUGGACAAAAAUAAAAGAGAUUUCUGUUGAUCCUUUGUCACCUGGAAGGCUGUUGAUAAGAUAUGAUUUUGGUGAUGAGACACCAAUAAUGGUUGACACAAAUCGUUGCAUUAGAGUCGGAAGGAGAAAGAAAACAGCAGUUAGUGAAAAUAUAGGAGAGCCAUCUGUUUUGACACAAUUAUAUGAUGCACCACUGUCGAUAUCUGAAAAUCUUUACAAAGAUUUAAUUAGUCUGUGUAGAGAUAAUCAUAUCCCACCACACUAUCAAACCUUUUAUAUGAAUUUGCGUCCGCAAUGUAACAGUAACAGUAUUGAGGACAAUAUAAAUGUCAUCACUGACGAUGAUUCUUCUUGA